Molecule: messenger RNA, 1782 nt
Organism: Amphimedon queenslandica
Lineage: Eukaryota; Metazoa; Porifera; Demospongiae; Haplosclerida; Niphatidae
Product: E3 ubiquitin-protein ligase TRIM71-like
Exons: 1
Coding region: 162-1643 (493 amino acids)
Biological process (GO): protein polyubiquitination; proteasome-mediated ubiquitin-dependent protein catabolic process
Molecular function (GO): protein binding; ubiquitin protein ligase activity
Source: RefSeq, a predicted model, not a curated record
AAUUGGUUUGUCACAUUUGUCUUAACGUUAAACAUAAAAGUCACAAUUACAAUGAUUACCUUGAUGAAGGUGAUGCAGCACGUAAAGCAUUAAAGGAAAGUGUUGCUAGUUGUGAUAGAGUCAUUCCUCCAGUCACUGAAGCUAUUGCUAAUGGAGAGAAGAUGCUAGAGCAGAUAGCAACAUGUAAAGAAGAAGUAAGGCAGGAAAUCAAGGAAACAAUUGAAGAGCUUAAAGCUGUUUUAGAUAAGAGAUGCAAUGAUCUACUAAUGGAGACAGAAGAGAUUGCUAGUGCUAAGAGAAAUUCUGUCGAGAAGCAGUUGGAUGGGUUUCGUAAACUGGUAAAACAGGUUUCUCAUGGUCGUCAUCUUGCAUCAUCAGUGAGUGAGCGUACUGAUCCAGGUGAAGUUCUCAGUGUUAAGAAGCUAAUCACCAAUCAACUAGAGGAAUGCAUUGAAGAGUAUAAGAAACUACCUCUAGAAAUAGAAGAAAAUGAAGCGAUUGUAACAUGUCUAGAUACGUGUUUUUUAAGUAAAGAAAUCAAUGAGUUUGGAAGUGUCUCUGAGGUAGAUAUAGAUGCAUACUCCAUUGAUAGUGGGUUAGCUAUUCCAUUGGGAACUGUAAAGAAAGAAAGGAAAUUCAAAGUGGCUCUACCAGCAGGCAUUGAUAAAGCAGCAAGCUAUUUGAAGGGUUCCUUUAUCAAAAGUAAUGGUAAUAAAGAGGAGGGUAGAGUUGCUAAAAUUAAUAACAACACAGCCAUUGUAUCAUGCACACCUCAAAGUAUUGGUGGAUAUGAGCUAUCAGUGACUAUAAGAGGUCACCAUAUUAAAGGUAGUCCUUAUCAACUUUCAGUAAAAGCAUCAAGAGACUAUACCACACUAACUAACCAGAGACCCUUUAAUGUGGGGAAUAAUACUCGUGGUGUUGCUGUUCAUACUAAUGGUGAAGUAUUUGCUAGUAAUUGUGGGAAUGGAUUUGUUCAGGUAUUUGGUGAGGAUGGUACUGCAGUAAGAAGGAUUGGGUCUAAAGGUAAUGGUAAUGGACAGUUUGAUUGUCCUUGGGGUUUAUUGCUGGUAGGAGACAGGCUCUAUGUGUCUGAUGAUAAUCUUCAUUGUGUGCAGUAUUUCUCAGCUACUACUGGUCAGUAUAUUGGUCAGUUUGGUAGUGAAGGUAAUGGAAAUGGACAAUUCUCUCGUCCUUUUGGUAUGUCUACUGAUGGUAAAGGUAAUAUAUUAGUAGCUGAAUAUGGAAACAGAAGAGUACAAGUGUUUAAAGAAGAUGGUACGUUUGUACAAGCCAUACAUUGUGAUGGUAGUGCAACUGAUGUAGCAGUUGAUAAUGAAGGAAAAAUACACGUUACCAUUCAAAGUCAACAUCAUGUUCAAGUCUUCUCUCCUGAUGGUAAAACUCAUUGUGAUACAUACAAUCAUCCAUCUGGUAACUUUAAUAUUCCUUCAAGUAUUGCUAUUGAUGAUGAAGGAUAUAUCUUUGUACUAAGUAGCAAUGGCUAUCUUCAUGUAUUGAGUCCUGACAAGAAACAAGUCAAAUUAAUCUCAGGAUUAUCUUUUCCAUGGGGUGUAACACUGGAUAAGAAUGGAUAUAUUUAUGUUGCAGAUUAUAGCAACAAACAUGUAGCAAAAUAUUAAGUAGUCGUUCAAUAAAAUUGCAAUAAAGUACAAGUAGCUAUGAUAUUUUGUCACUCUAACUCUUUCCCUUCCACCUCUCUUUCAUACACACACAAUUUCCCCGUUUCUGCCUCCUCUCUACUUUAAGUGGCUAUUAAUU